Molecule: messenger RNA, 384 nt
Organism: Salvia miltiorrhiza (redroot sage)
Lineage: Eukaryota; Viridiplantae; Streptophyta; Magnoliopsida; Lamiales; Lamiaceae
Product: antifungal protein ginkbilobin-like protein
Exons: 1
Coding region: 1-384 (127 amino acids)
Cellular component (GO): plasmodesma
Source: RefSeq, a predicted model, not a curated record
AUGGCGUACAUGAAGAUUGUGAUAAUAAUGGGUGUGUUGUUGGUUGCAGCAGAGAGCACCCCAAACAUUAAUAUAAAUGAGUGGCGCUGCAACGUGAAUCACUAUUCCGAAAACGAUGCUUACGCCGACAACGUCAACUACGUCCUUACAGAUUUGGUGAAGCAGACACCCUACGCGCUCGCCUACGAUUACUACAGCAAGUCGCCCUCCAACACCGCCAUCUGCUACGGCCACGCCACCUGCAACACUGCGCUCUCCUCCAACGACUGCAACGACUGCCUCGUCGUCGCCGCCACCACUGUCAAGAUCUACUGCGAAGACAGAAUCGGCGGCAUGAUGGAGUUGGUGGACUGCACCAUCAGAUAUGAGAACUACCCUUUCUGA